UCCUCAUUUUAUACUUGCAACACACAAUAAUAAUAAAUAAGGUUGACCAUUACAGACUGUAUUUUUUCCGGUCCGAGAAGGCAAAAAAAAAAAAGAGGGAGUAAAAUUUGUGCAAGCUCAGCCGGAUGCAGCAUUUCAUAGUCUGCAUUUUAAUUCGCAUGAAUCCAUCGCGGGACCUACGUAAAAAAAAUAAAUCCAAAUUCUCAUAAUUCUGCACCGUAAUUUAAACCGUGCGGCACAAACCGCGCGGCAGAGUAGGCCUGAGAAGUCUCACUGUGCGGCAAUUUUGCAUGAGUGUUAAAAACUAUGAGCAUUUUCUGGGGUUUAGCAGGGCGGGGGUUUUUGUGAAGUCUGGAGUUUCAAUUCACUAUAGUGGGGUUUGUCUCAUUUUUUGUGUUAGGGUUUUGUUGGGGUUAUGGCGCCCAGCCGUAAGCGAGGAGGAGGAGGCGGCGGCGGCGGCGGCGUUGGAAAAUUAGCUGCUGCACGUCGUGAGUGGAAGAUUGGAGAUCUCGUACUCGCCAAAAUUAAGGGAUUUCCUGCAUGGCCGGCACAGAUAAGUAAACCUGAAAAGUGGGGCCACUCACAUGACCCAAGAAAAGUGUUUGUCUACUUCUUUGGCACAGAUCAGAUUGGGUUUUGCAGUGCUGACGCAAUUCAGGCAUUCACUCAGGAGACCAAAAAACAUCUAUCCUCAAAGUGUCAGGGAAAGGGUUCAGACUUUGGACGUGCAGUGGAACAGAUAGUAGAUGCCUAUGACAAACAAAAGGCUGGGAAGCAAGAAGAAGUUCAAAAUGUCAAUCAAGAAGUUAAGAUUUAUGGCCGAAAAGGUUCUAUCAGAAAAUCAAAAGGUAAUAAAAAUGAUCGGACUCAAGUUUCAACACAUAAUGUUCCUGUUGUAGUUCCCAAUGUUGAAGAUGAUUCUAUUAUUCAGACAAAUCAAGCAAUCCUUAUGGUUGAUAAAGGUCUUAAAAAUGAGAAUGAAUGUUUGGAAGGUGUGAGAGGAUUGUUUGAAGAAGGAACUGCAAGAACAGCUAGUAGUUACCAAAGGGAGGAAAAGUGGCCAGUAAAAAGUUAUGUGAGGAAACAGGGAAAAGUUGUAUGUGAGGAUUUGGAUCUUCAGGAACAGGUAGCAGCAGUAAAAAAUGCUCAAUCUGAGCCUCUAGUAUCAAUGCCAAAGGCAGAAAACCCUGAGGAUGGUAACAUCAGUGCAAGGUUGGCAGAAGUAAAGCAGGAUGUUGGGAGAAGAAGGAGGCGUGUCAAAAGAUCAUCUGCGGGGGUUGGAGAAAAGGGUGCUGUAAUUUCAGCACCUCACGAGAUGGAUUUCAGACAUGUGAUUAAAUCUCCUGAUUUAAAGGAAUGUAAAAGUGAAGCUGAUGUUGAUGAUAAGGUUCAUAGCAAAUGUGCCACCCAGCGACAAGUUGAAUCCUUGCCAGCAAAUGAUAUGUCUAAAGAUUCAAACUCUUUAGAUGAUAGCCAAACAGAAGAUUUAGAAGUUCCCAGCAGCCAGAAAUUAGAAGUAUCAAAUAUUGUUGAAGAUCAAUUGGCGUUGCAAAGUGAAAAAAGUGUUGCUUGCCCAUUUGUAUUUGAAGAUGACAGAAACAAGGUGAUUGUAGAUGAAAGUUUGCAGUACAACACUGUUCUAAGGAAGAAAAGAAAGCACCUUAAGAAGAGUGACUUGGGAACAUCUGGUAUGACCUGGAAAUGUUUAGAUAUCGAGGAAAAAAUUAUUAUGACAGAGAAUCAGAUUCGUAGUAGUUUGGUAAAACCAUCCGAUAAUGAGGUUGAUGGUAACAGGAGCAGGCAUAGGAUUGACACAGAUGAACAUUUGCCCCUGGUAAAAAGGGUAAGAGCUCGUAUGGGUAAGGAAUCUAGUAAAUCAGAGGAAAAUAGUAUGGAAGAUGGGAUGGCAAAAUCAGAGGAAAGUAUUAAGGAAGAGGGUCUGAUAAGACCUGUGGAGAACACUGCAAAUGAACAUGCCCCACAGGAUGCAAUUAUGGCAGAUGAUUCUCAAUGCAAAUCUAAUCUUCCAGUGUCUUUAAAGCCUGCUGAUAUUGAGAGAACAUGUACAUACUCUCAGGCUUCUACAAUAUCAGUCCAAAGAGAUACAUGUUUACCACAUAAAGCUGAUAAGUAUCGAUUGAGGGGAUCUUUAGCAGAUGAUGAAACUGCAUUGCCACCCUCUAAAAGACUUCAUCGUGCUUUAGAGGCAAUGUCUGCAUGUGCUGCUGAAGCUGCUAGUCUUUCUGAUGGGAUAGGUAUGGAAAAUGGGGAAAUAUGCGAUGAGAGUAAAUCCAGUUCUGUUAGUGUGGAGAAUGGCAAGGGUGAUAUCUUAGAGAUAGAAAAUCAUAGGGGAUGUGAGUUAUCAAAAGAUCAAAUGCUGGAGACUAAUAGUUCUGAUAUGUGUAUUGAAUCUCUCAAUUUGGUUUCUGGGGUAUCUUCAGAACUUGCUCUUCAUGCACCUGACAAUGUGGGGGAUUCUAUGGAGAUGGAUCCAGUAUCUCAUGUGCAUGAUGAUGAAAAGAAAAUGGACAACCAGAGUGAUAGAGUAAUCUGUGCUGGGAGUGCUGAAGAAUCUGAUAGUCCAUCUCUGAAAAUUGAACCAAAGCAACAUGGUAAAUCAUUUCUACUUCCCCUCAAAAAACACGAUUCUUUGAAAUUUUCCUUAGAGCGUUCUAGUCUGACAGAAGAAAAGGCUUGUCAUGUUAUGGACACAGAUUUAAUUUCUCAUAAUCAAGACAUUCAAAAUAAAAAUGCUGGUCAGGAAAACAGCAGGGCAUGUGCUAAGGAUACUGAAGAAUUGGCUUCUUCUUUUAAAAAUCAAGAACAAUUAAAUCAAAACAGUAUGUGCAUACAUGUUUCUUUCAAGAAAAAUGAAGCUUCAAGUUUUGCAUUAGAAUGCUUUGAUGAGGAAGAAGAGGUCAGAGAUAUUAGAGAUGCAGAAGUGAGGUUUCCUUUGUGUGAUGAACAAGAGAAAAUGGACACAUCUUCAAAGCAGGAAGAAGAUAAGAAAUCACCUAUAGUUGAUGAUCAAACAAAAAUGAAUGGCUCUUCAGAUUGGUCUAAAGAGAAAGGUGGGGAAUUUAUAGAUGCAGACAUGAAUCGAGAUAUUAGAGAGCAAAAGAAAGUAGAAGGUUGGAGUGAUGAAAAUUUACCUGUGAAGGUUGCUGAAGAGUCGGUUUAUAGUCCUAAGAAAAUUGUUGAGUCACAGCAACAUAAAAUGCCUAGACUAGUGCUCUCUGGGCAACAUGAGGGCUUGCAGUCCGCUUCAGAGUGCCACAGAUACAGAAAUGAGAGUUCAGCCAUCUCUGCAGAUGUAAAUCUCAAGUCUCCUGUGCUUGACGAUACAAAGAACACUGUUGAAUCAACAGGUCGUGCUAACAAUGACCACGAAUCUGUUAUUAUGUCUCAGAAAAGUGUAGAAUUUAAACAAGAUAUGAAGUUUGUGUCAAUGCUUCCUAGCAAGAAUAUAGGCCUGAAGUUUCCUGAAGACUUUCCGUACCCAGGAAAAUCAAUUCUGGAUAGCACGAUCAAUGCAGAUUUUAAGCCCCAGGUGCAUGGGAGUCAUAAGAGAACAGGUAAUCAUGAGGAUGUAAUAUCUGCUAAGAAGGUGGAAAAACCAGUUGUUUCCUCUCACAAAACUGAUGAUUCAAAGCAGCAUGGCAAUCCAAUGCAAGGUUCUCUUAAGAACUCAAAUUUAAGGCAAGGAAGUAGCAGUUAUUCAUCUCCAACUAAAAUUACUAAGGCUUUAGAACAUGUUAAGGCUGUAGGUGAUCAAUUGGAACACAAGUCUAUGCCAAUCAAAGUUAAAAGAUCUAAUGUAACCCUACCGAAGAAAGAUCCUAUUGUUGUGUCCAAGAAGGAUGAUGGGCAGUUUGUAGAAAAACCAAACCAAGAGCAUCAACCAAGGCGUUCUGCGGUCAACAUGCUAGAGAAGGUGUCUGUUUCCCAUGUGAAAUCUGGAUUUGAUGUUUCAACUCCAAGGUCAAAAAUCAUGUCAAAAUAUAAUGCAAAUAUGAAUGACACUCCUCCUAUGGUUACUAGGUUGGAUAGUGCGACAAGUUCAAAGUUGCAUUCAGAUGAAGGGAACAGAAUUAGGGAGGCUUAUGAAGCUGCAAAAGAAGUAAAGCUCAAAAUAUCAUCACAACACUCAGGGUUUUCUGCAUCCUCUACAUCGAUGAAGUUACUGAUUGCAGCCGCUCAAGCUAAACAACAGGCACGCUCUGCUGCUAUGCAUUCUAUUACAUCCAUGGAAUUUAACAAGUAUGCACCUCCAUUAGUUCUUAGCCCUUCUCCAGCUCAAAGGGGAAGUUCACAUCAUCGCAGUUCACCUUCACAGCCGAUGUUCUCUGGGAACUCGGCAGAUGAUGAUGCAUGUGAUGUGCUCUUCCAUGCUGAAUCUAGAAGUCCUGAAACAAAUACACAUCAAUGGCCUCCAAUGCAUAUAGCAGAUCGAGAAAUGAGUGAAGAGCGCAAAUCCAGUUCGGGAAGAAAAUCUGUCAGUGGGAUGCUUAAUAUUGAUGCAGAAGCUGCCAUUGCAAGGGAUUCUUUUGAAGGGAUGCUUGAAACACUUUCAAGGGGCAAGGAUAGUAUUGGAAGAGCAACACGACUUGCUAUUGAGUGUGCAAAAUAUGGCCUUGCAGGCGAGGUUGUGGACAUUCUUGUUCACAAGUUGGAACAUGAGCCAAGUUUAUAUAAAAGAGUAGACCUGUUCUUUUUGGUUGAUUCUAUCACACAAUGCUCGCGUGGGCAUAAAGGUAUUGCUGGAGAUAUGUAUUCGUCUGCUGUCCAAUCUGCACUCCCACGAAUGUUGAGUGUUGCUGCUCCUCCUGGAAAUGUUGCACGUGAAAAUCGCCGUCAAUGUUUAAAGGUAUUGAGGAUUUGGCUUGAGCGUAAUAUUCUUCCCGAGCCUGUUAUAAGGAGGCACAUCAGUGAGAUUGAGUCUCUAGUUGAUGAUAGGACAACUACUGCUUUACCUAGACGUAUGCCUCGAGCAGAGCGUGCUCUUGAUGAUCCAGCUAGAGAAAUGGAAGGCUUACUUGAUAAUGAAUAUGGGAGUAAUGCAAGUUUUCAGCUUCCUGGGUUCCUUUUGUCCCAAAUGUAUGAAGAUGAAGAAGAUUCAUGUGCAAGUGACGGGCUGAAAGUUGAAGAUAGUUCUCCUGUAGGGAUAUCUGAAGUAGUACCAGAACCAACUAACAACUCACCUUAUAUUUUAGAAAGGCAUCGGCACAUUCUUGAGGAUGUUGAAGGGGAGCUUGAAAUGGAAGAUGUAUCACCGUCUUCUGAAUAUGAUGGAAUUUCUUUUAAGAAUGAUACAGUUGGAGCAGACUCAAGAUCAGUGGGCCCUGGUGGUUCUGCAAUGCUGAAUGAGGUCAAUCAGUAUCCACCAUUAUCACAGGUUCCUCCACUACCAGAGGAUAUGCCUCCAUCUCCUCCACCAUUGCCUGAUUCACCGCCCCCUCCUUCACCACCUCCACCUCCACCUCCUCUCUCCCCACCCUUUGUCUCACAGCCUGUAUUGCCUAUGCCAUAUUUAUCUUGUAAUGAGGUCCAAGGUCAAAGUUUACCGGGAACAGUACAUCAACAUCAACAAGGGAGCAACCAUACAGGAGGUUUAGAUGCAACUUCAUACAACUUUCCAGCAUAUCUUAUGUCCUGCACAAGUGCCACUGCUUUUAAUUCUUCAACCACAUAUGGAUUUUUACAGAGUAAUGUAUCUGGGAUUAGUAAUUCUGCACCUAUUGCCCAACAAAUGCAUGGCAGUAAUACGUCUUUUCCUCAGCAGUCAUACCGCCCACUGCCACCUGCUUUUGUGCCGUCCAACCAAUUCUCAUUUGUAGGGGCAGAAGGUCAGCACCAUUUGCAACAAACUUGGCAAAGUUCAUCCUUAUCAUCUGCUCCUGAAAUCAAACAAUCACUGCAAGAUGAAAGUGGGAGGUGUAUAUAUGGUAAUAUUGGUAGCAUGAGACCAGAGGAACAACAUUCUUUGCAAGCAAGAAAUGAGAGCAUGUUGACCUUAUGCACAGGAACAGAUAAACCUAUGUCAGGACAGAAACCAGUUCCAGGAGCUUCUAGGAGUUCGCUAGCAGCAGCUAGUUUGGUAACAACUUCAACAUUACCAUGCAAGUCUGCAAUCCCGACACAAAAUUGUUGGAGGUCCAACUGAUGCCCAUUUUGUAAUUAGAGGAGAUGUCAAAAUCAAAGAAGGUUGGAGCAAGUGAACCAUGCUUUGGGAGUUUUUUUUUCUUAAAAAAGGCUCCAGGGGAGGUGAACUGCAGUGGAGGAAGCUGAAGAAUGACUGCAAGUAAGUUAUUAAGGAUCUGGACACAGCUGGUGGAGAGAGAGAUUAUUGUUAACUGUACAUAUUGUACUUUUUGCCUGUAUCUGCAUUUGCAGAUUCUCAAAAAACAUUAUUUUUCAGUGAGACAUAUUAUGACUUACUGGAAGAUUCUAUACGAUUGGAUCAUUGGUUACAGCAGGCUUUUGUUGUGUCCUGUUAAUUGUAUUUUUUCUAUUGAAUUGCCAUAAACAGGGCAUAUUGUCCAGAGUCUUUGAGAAUUGGUGCUGUAUACAAUUAUUUUCUUCUUCAAAGCUUCCUGUAAUUCCUAAUGGGAUGAAUGAAUGUACUUUGUAACAAAACCGAGUUCUAUAUUUUGCCUUAAAAUACAUUUACAGUCUUAGAAUGUCUUUUGAAUUUGAAGUGUAUUAGGUAAGCGGAUGCCGUGAUCCAUCUAUCCUUCCAAACUAAGUUGCCAUAUUGAAGAGCAGUAUUUUUUUGGCUUCA
Cryptomeria japonica (Japanese cedar) is the source of this 6781-nucleotide messenger RNA. Its product is annotated as protein HUA2-LIKE 2. Gene Ontology annotation, molecular function: double-stranded DNA binding; transcription coregulator activity. The record is from RefSeq and is a predicted model, not a curated record. Lineage: Eukaryota; Viridiplantae; Streptophyta; Pinopsida; Cupressales; Cupressaceae. Gene Ontology annotation, cellular component: nucleus. The coding region runs from base 416 to 6163 and encodes 1915 amino acids. Gene Ontology annotation, biological process: regulation of transcription by RNA polymerase II. The transcript is spliced from 12 exons.